This is a messenger RNA of Huiozyma naganishii CBS 8797, 912 nucleotides long. RefSeq names its product Ort1p (gene ORT1). Gene Ontology annotation, molecular function: L-ornithine transmembrane transporter activity. Bases 1 to 912 code for a protein of 303 amino acids. Lineage: Eukaryota; Fungi; Ascomycota; Saccharomycetes; Saccharomycetales; Saccharomycetaceae. The record is from RefSeq and is a predicted model, not a curated record. Gene Ontology annotation, biological process: mitochondrial L-ornithine transmembrane transport. The transcript has a single exon.
AUGUACAGGGCACUUUUGGGAGUAUUUUUUGCGGGUCUGGUGGCCGGGUGUAUAGGGAAGUUGAUAGAUUAUCCGUUCGACACGGUAAAAGUCCGGUUACAAACCAGCGGGUCGAACGUGUUCCCGACAACGUGGUCGUGUAUCGAAUACACGUAUAAAAACGAGGGGAUCCUAACGGGGUUCUACCAGGGGAUCGAGUCCCCGCUGCUGGGAGCGGCGCUGGAGUAUGCCACGCUGUUCACAUCUUACAACGAGUGCUAUAAGUUCCUGGAGGCGUUCACGUCACUGUCUAAAGUUUACAUAAUUUUGAUAUCCGGUGCCGUGUCAGGGUCGUGUACAAGCCUGGUGUUGACCCCUGUAGAACUGAUUAAAUGCAAGUUGCAAGUAUCGAAUUUGGGGCGGCCCGUUUACGACGAUGAUGACGACGACAUGUAUGACGACGACGAACAUGGGGACAGAAAUACAUCGCUGUUGAGUACAGUCAAGAGUAUAUUGAAACAGAAGGGUUUAGCCGGUCUCUGGCAGGGUCAAGUUGGGGACCUUCAUAAGGGAGUCCGUGGGUACCGUUAUCUGGUUCGGCGUAUACGAGAUACUAAAAGCUCUAUUUUGUUGGGUCGAAUAUGGCGGGCGACCAACAAAGCGUCUAACGAGGGUGUGAUAUACUCGUGGCAACUGCUCGUUAGCGGUGGCCUGGCAGGGUUCUGCUUUAACGGGCUGAUGUACCCUGUUGAUACUGUGAAGUCGCUGAUGCAAACAGAGCACAUCAGCUUCAAGGAGGCCGUAACAGAGCUAAGAACUCGGUACACUGGUCUCACAGGGUUUUACAGGGGGGUCACUAUUACGCUGCUGCGGUGUCUGCCAUCAAACGCCAUCGUGUUCUAUACACACGAUAAAUUGUCAGGACUCAUAUAG